GCGGCUCUCGGCGAGGCUCCAGGAGCGGCUGGCGGCCUUGCCGGAGCAGCCAGGCCUGCCUCCCUCGAGGACCUCUGCGGACUUCGCGCCGUUCCCGACGCCCUGGCCCGCGAUCGCGGAGUCGGCCGCGUUCCACAUGGGCGGCCAGCGCAUCGCGGAGGUGAGCGGCCUUUACGCAAGGUGGGUCACGCGCGUUGAGGAGGCCUUCGAGCUGGCUGUUGAGCAGAAGGAGUCGGCUGUCACAUCGUCGGUGCACGGGGCUGCUGACAAUUGGUGGGCCCAGGUUCACACGGACACCCGGCGGCUCGCCAAGUUCCGCAAUAUCGAGAAGCCGUCGGAGGCUGUCAGGAGGGACUCGGCCAGGCUCGCUUUCGCGUGCCAGGAACUCGGCCGUGCGGCGCCGAGGAGGGCGCGCGCUGCGCUCGUAGUUCGCGACGCUCGCGGCGCCAGUUCGAGCGGCGAGGUUCUAGACUGGAAGCAACUUCGCCGCCGGCUGCACCUGGUGCCUGGGGCGCCCCAGGAGGCGCUUGAACAGCUGGUGGCCACGGCUUCGAUUGCUGUGCGGCGAGCUCGCAGCCGAGCCGCGCGUGCUUCACUCCGUGAUUUCCAGCGCUGGAUCGUCCAGGACGGCUCCAGCACGGUGCUCUUUCGGUCCCUCAAGCACGCGCCGGAGGCCACCGUCGAGGAGCACCGCCACGAUGGCCACUUCGUUCACCCGCUCGACCUCGGCACGCUGAAGAAAGCCGAGUGGUUCCGCAGCCCCUGCCACGGCCUGCGGCAGGUGACGGCCGAGCUGGCUGUGCUGGGCGGGCCGCCCGAGGCCGCGGUCCAGAUAGGCGGUGGAAUGGCGCACUGCACCCACCGCCUGGUGUUGCACAAGCCGCUGGACGUGUGGUUCUGCCGGGGCUGUGGCUUCUUCGCGCCCCCUGGUCGUCGUGGCGCUGCGCUCGCUCUGGGCGCCGCGAGCCUUGGGCAGGCGGUCUUCGAAUUCGCCGUCACAGACACUCCAGGCUGCCCUGUCCGUCACAUGGGCGCCGCCUGCUUCUCCCUGGCCCUGUUCUACCUGUUCCUGCAAGAUGGGCCGCGGGGCAAGGGCAGGGGCAAGGGCAGGGACAAGUCCGCUGGUAAGCCUCACGCACUGCGAGAUGCACCGCCGACGGACAAGGACAAGGACAAGGCCAAGGACGAGGACGAGGACAAGGCCUCCGACGAGUACCGCUCGGCGAAGGAGAUCCUGCACAUCCGACCCGCGCUGCCGCAGGUGGCACGCGGGCAUCCCAGGUGGAGGACGCCGCCUGGACCGCAGGCGACAGACGCCGAGGUCGAGAACUACAAGGAGAAGGCCUCAGCCAGACUGGAGGCCCUGAAUGCUAUCAUCCUCGACCGCUACGACGCGGGCGAGGACUACGACGAUGCUGUGCUCGAGUUUGCGACCACGCUGACAAUGUUGUUCUGUGCGAGAGGAGUGAAGGCCCAGCUCCAGAAGCAGGAGGAGGCCUUCGAGCGUGCCGAGAAGCGCCUACAGAAGGCGAACGACGUGCUGGAGGACUUGCAGACACAGGUGAAGCAGGCCACCAUGGACGUCGACCUGGCCAAGCGCGACCUCGAGCACAUGACCAAGACGAUUGCCGAGCUGAAGACCCUGAUCCAGUCCGAGAACGAGGCUGCCAAGGAGGCUGCCAAGAGGGCUGCCGAGCCAGCUCCCGCAGCGACGCCUGCUGCUGGAACUACGCCGGUGGGUGUGGCAGGUGGUGUGGCUGGUGCAGUCCCAGCUGGUGCGCCCAUGUCCACGAUCGGAGCGUUGGCCGCUCACCAGACGCAGAUCUCGGCGAUGAUGGCCCAGCUGCAGGGUUUCCAGUCCCUCAUCCACCAGAUGCAGUUGUCGGCUGGAGGAGGUCAGAACAUCCCCGUGCCGACCGCCCACGUGACCUUCUCGACGGGGCCUGCUGGGGCUCCCGAGGCGGCGGGCAGGACGUCUGCAACGGCCCCCGUGGACGGCAUGGGAGGCUGGCUCGCGCUCGCCGAGGCGCUCGCCCAGCCGUGCGGCCAGCCGCGGGAGGGCAGCCCAUCGCUCCCAGUCACGCUCAGUAUGGGACUGCUGCCAGGCAUGGAGUAUAUGCCCUUUGCAUCUCUGCUCUUUGACUCCUCUGCUCUGGCUUGGGCUUGGAUGUAUUCCGACCGCUCCGCGGACCUUCCGAACAUCAUAGGUACUAACACCUUGCGGGUCGGUGAGGUGCUCUCGGAGGGUUUCCAGGUCCAGGAGGUGAUCGGGGUCCAGACCAUCCUUGAUGAGGUAUCAAGCCCGGCCGACAUCACGUUGCCCAGCUCUAUGCUGAUACGAGUCGGCUCCUAUUGCGUUUUCAUGUGCCUGGCCUGCAUCUAUUGCUUGUUGCUGCUCACGCCCCGCACUGUGCUCGCAAGGACCGCAGCCCUACCUUUGUUGAAGUUGGUGCUCCGUCUGGCUCUCUUGCGCAGUCUCAGUACAGGUGGCCGCUGCUGCGAGUUCAGCCAGAGCGUCUCCGUGAUCCAGCGAUCCGAGAGGCAUUUGCUCGGCAUGCGGCUCAGUUUCAAGCGCCUGACUGGAACGAAUCAGCGACAGCGCACUGUGCACGCGUGGAUGCCCACCUCGUUGCCUUUGCCAAGGACUACCAUGAACAUCUGCAGGUGCUUCAAAGUGCUGCCAGGUGCCACCUACCUGAAGGCCAUGUCUAGCAACAUUACCUUUCUGACUUCGCGGCUCAUUAGUUGGUCGUGCGACGUGGACAGGGCCGACAAGAUGGAGCAGGUGUCUAGGGAUGUCUCUAGCUCGUUUCUUCAGAAGGAGUUCAGGAAGGCGUUCGGGCAGCUUAGAUCCUUGGGUAUAGGUUCUACGAAGAAGAGGCCCGCUAGUCAGUCAGCUCAGGUACUCUCGAAGGAUGAGACGCCAGCCCUGACGCCCGCGGCCUGCCGUGAGCGAUGGCUGGAACACUUUGCUGAACAGGAGCUUGGCUUUCGGAUGCCCGCCCACGAUCUGCUGCAGUUCGUAGGAGAAUCACGUGCGCCGCUUGCUUCGCUGGACUUGUCUGCUGCACAGAGUUUACCGACACUUGCCAUGUUUGAACAGCAGAUGCUGAAGACCUCCAGCGCCUGUGCCAACGGACGUGGCACGGACUUCGCGGUGCACAUGGUUCGAUUGAUGCAGGAGGACUCGCGUAUCCGAUCGGAGUCGAUGUCGACGCUUUUCGUGGACCUGGAGGAGUUGAUCCAGAGUGAAGGGCUACACAAGGAGUUUAACGUGCCGUCUACCAGCACGGUUGAGCUUUGUAUUGACCACCUUGCGUAUGGGAACCCGAAUUGCUACAUCACGGUCCUCUCCAAUAUGGUCCCUGAGGCUCCUGAGGUUCUGGAGAAGGAGCUAGACGUGCUGGAGAUGUUCAGGCUCCUGUGGAGCCUGGACCCUGGCCUGUGGCUCGGCGGGAACAAGCACGCUUCCGACGUGCUGUUCGGCGCUCGCUUCCAGCAGGAGGCCUCUUCUCUUCUGUGA
Prorocentrum cordatum is the source of this 3523-nucleotide messenger RNA. The record is from the annotation of a GenBank genome assembly. NCBI's taxonomy places the organism in Eukaryota, Dinophyceae, Prorocentrales, Prorocentraceae.